Glossina fuscipes is the source of this 1377-nucleotide messenger RNA. Its product is annotated as GPN-loop GTPase 2. Gene Ontology annotation, cellular component: cytoplasm. Gene Ontology annotation, molecular function: GTPase activity. The transcript has 2 exons. NCBI's taxonomy places the organism in Eukaryota, Metazoa, Arthropoda, Insecta, Diptera, Glossinidae. The record is from RefSeq and is a predicted model, not a curated record. The coding region runs from base 91 to 999 and encodes 302 amino acids.
UUGCCUUCUCUUCUUGCUGAUUGGUUACUUCGAAUUAUAGUAUCGUGAUAAACUAAAGGAUAUCUGAAAUUAUCUGUAAAUUUGAAGAAAAUGCUAGAACCUGCUCAUAUUAAAUAUGCUAAUCCUCUCUAUGGUCAAUUAAUAGUUGGACCACCUGGUAGCGGGAAAACUACAUAUUGCCAUCAUGCAUUCAAAUUUUACAAGGAAUUGGGACGCCGAAUAGGCAUUGUUAAUCUUGAUCCUGCUAACGAAAAUAUGGAAUAUAAAGCAGAGAUUGACAUAAUGGAGCUUAUUACCGUACAGGACGUAAUGGAUAGUAUGCAUUUGGGACCAAAUGGCGCUUUAAUGUAUUGUGCAGAAUUUCUAGAAGAACAUACAGAAGAUUGGUUAUUGCCUUUAUUGAAUAAAGCUAAAUGCAAUUAUUUUUUAUUCGAUUGCCCCGGACAAAUAGAAUUAUAUACUCAUCAUGCCUCCAUGUCUCAUAUAUUUGAACGUUUACAAAGAGAUGGUUAUCAUUUGGUAACGGUUAAUCUAAUUGAUUCCCAUUAUUGUUCAGAGCCAUCGAAGUUUGUCUCUACACUUUUAAUGGCUUUAAAUAUGAUGUUACGCAUGGGUUUACCGCAUGUUAAUGUCUUGUCAAAAGCCGAUUUGCUUAAGCGGCAUGAGCAUAAAUUAAAAUUUAGUUUAGAUUUCUACACUGACGUUUUGGAUUUAAACUAUCUUUUAGAAGCUUUGGAUGAUUCACCUUCGCUAAGAAAGUAUAAAAAACUGAACGCAGCUAUUUGCUCUAUGGUUGAAGAUUAUUCAUUGGUAUCGUUUCAACUUUUGAAUGUUCGGAGCACUGAAAGCUUGUUACGUCUACGCAAUCACAUAGAUAAAGCUAAUGGUUACAUUUAUAAAGCCGGCGAAGAGCAAUCAGUGAAUACAUUAUUGGCUUGUGCAGUGAACGCAGAAACCGAAGUAACAAGGCAAAAUAAAGACAUUGAACCUUAUAUGUAAGAAAUAAAAUGAAAAACGCACCUAAAAAUGCUUUUGAAUGAAGAAAUCAAUUGCAGAAGGGGAAAUUGUAUUUCGUUAUCGCUCAACUGUUUACCAUUUACCAUCAUUUUUAUUCAAUCAACAUGUAUCUAUUAGGAAAAGGAAAUUUAGAUGGAUGCAAGGAUGUGCACAGGGUAAUAGGUAUUUGAACGUCAAGAAUUCCUACUUGAGUUUCCAUUUUCGUUGUUUGAAUUUACUUUAACGAUAAUGAAAAGAACACAUUUUUGUCAAUAUAAAUCCGCUUAGCAUGUGUACUCGACUCUAUACGAACUCUCACUUAAAUGCAUUUGGUGGAUACAUGCAACAAUAAAACCUAUACUAUUAUUGAAUAACAAAAGA